This is a messenger RNA of Mandrillus leucophaeus (drill), 807 nucleotides long. RefSeq names its product ring finger protein 113B (gene RNF113B). The record is from RefSeq and is a predicted model, not a curated record. NCBI's taxonomy places the organism in Eukaryota, Metazoa, Chordata, Mammalia, Primates, Cercopithecidae. Gene Ontology annotation, cellular component: U2-type spliceosomal complex. Gene Ontology annotation, molecular function: metal ion binding. Gene Ontology annotation, biological process: snoRNA splicing. The transcript has a single exon. The annotation marks the transcript as partial.
CACAGCUGUGAGAAGGCGGCUCACGGCGACCGGAGGGGCGAGGAGGCAGCGCCUGAGAGCCUCGGCAUAGUGUACAGGUCCACCCGCUCGGCGAAGCCUGUGGGGCCGGAGGACAUGGGGGCCACCGCUGACUUCGAGCGGGACACCGAGAAGGAGUACCAUACGCAGACCAUCUUCAAACGCAGCCAGCGGGUCCAGGAGGCAUUGUGGGGCCGGGAGCACGACCAGAUCUACCGGGGAAUCAACAGCUACCCGAGGUACCUGAAGCCCAGGGACACGUCCAUGGGCAACUCCUUCUCGGGGAUGGCGAGGAAGGGCCCCAUCCGUGCGCCCGGGCACCUGCGCGCCACUGUGCGCUGGGAUUACCAGCCCGACAUCUGCAAGGACUACAAGGAGACCGGUUUCUGCGGCUUCGGGGACAGCUGCAAAUUCCUCCACGACCGUUCCGAUUACAAACACGGGUGGGAGAUUGAACGGGAGCUUGAAGAGGGUCGCUACGGUAUCUGCCAGGAUGAAAACCAUGAAGUAGAAAGCGAGGAAGAGGAAAUACCAUUCAGGUGUUUCCUAUGUCGCCAGGCCUUCCAAAACCCAGUCGUCACCAAGUGCAGGCAUUACUUCUGCGAAAGCUGCGCGCUGGAGCAUUUCCGGGCCACCCCGCGCUGCUACGUCUGUGACCAGUCAACCGGUGGCAUCUUUAACCCCGCCAAAGAACUGAUGGCAAAACUGCAGAAGCUUCGGGUUGCGGAAGGUGGGAGCAAUUCCCAUUUCACAGAAGACCCAGGUGAGGGUCCAAUUCCCAUGGCUUAG